AUGCCCAAAGGCAGCAAAUCGAAAAGGGGUAUCGACAACACAUCAUCCGAUGCAACGAGCAACACCUCCGAUUCAAUUUCGUUUAAUAAAAGGAAAAGUGCGUCGAUUAAGCACCAAUUAAUUGCGUUAAACAAAACAUUGUCGUCGCAUCGUCUUGAUGAACUUGAUGAAGCUGAACUUUCUGUCCACAUGGAGUACGUUGAAAGCAUUCACGACAACUUUGACCACGUGCAUUCUAUUCUCGAAGAAGCUGAUCCACGCGAACUAGAUGGAGUAGGCCGAGCAGAAUUUUUCGACGUGUACCUAGAAGUCAAAGCAAAGCUGUCGCGUCAGCUCAAUUCGCAUCGGAAGACAAACGUAAGGCAUUCAUCGACUGCUAGGCAUUUGGCAUUGGAAGAAUCGCCGCCAACGUUAUUCUCAUCGCAAAGAAGGUCUCGCCUCCCUGAGCUGAAAAUACCAAAAUUUAGUGGAGCGUACAUUGACUGGCCUAAUUUUUUUGCCAUGUUCAGUAGCGUUAUUGACAAGGACCUCGAGUUAAGCAAAGUGGAGAAACUCCAACAUUUACGCGCUAGUCUACAAGGAGCCGCUUUGGAAACAAUUUGCUCGCUAGAACCGGUUGAGGAGAAUUAUGACAAAGCCAUUGCCCUAUUAAAAAAUCGAUUUGAUAAUAAAUUACUUAUUUUUCAGGCUCACAUUAGGGCGAUUAUCGACUUGAAGAGUGUUGAUAAAGGUUCAGCCAAUCGUUUGCGCGAAUUGUGCGACAAUUUUAAUUCCCAUCUUCGUGCACUUAACACCAUGGCAACACCAGAACAAAUAUCGGAUGGUUUGCUCAUACAUCUCGUUACUAGAAAGUUCGAUCAGAAGACGCAGGAGAAGUGGGAGGAGGACUUCCCAUGCCGACACUGCCAACUUUGA
This is a messenger RNA of Anastrepha obliqua, 915 nucleotides long. RefSeq lists its product as uncharacterized. The record is from RefSeq and is a predicted model, not a curated record. Lineage: Eukaryota; Metazoa; Arthropoda; Insecta; Diptera; Tephritidae. Bases 1 to 915 code for a protein of 304 amino acids. The transcript has a single exon.